AUGGCGGAGGGGCGCCGCGUUCCUCCCGCGGAAGCAGAGGGUCCCGGGGAGCAGGAGCGGCUCGGCGCCGAGCGGAGCCCGGCGGCCGGAGCGGGAGCGCGGCAGCCGGGAGGUCGUAGAGCCACUAUCGCCAGCGCGCUGGAGCUGGAGGGCAGCGUGCGCCGCGAGGGUCUCCUCACCCACUUCGUAGCCAGCAACCUGCAGCGGAAGAUCCAGCUCAGCGCGCCCGCCACCAGCCCCAUCCCCCCCGUAGACCCCGCGGCGCUGCGGGAGCUGGUGGCGCUGGCCGGGCAGGUGGCCGCGCAGGUGGAUGAGCUGCUGCGAAGCGUGCACUGCGGCCUGCAGGCCCUGACCGCCCUGAGCGUGGGCUGCAUCCAGACCUACCGCGACGGCGUGGAGAGCCUGGGCGAGGCCGUGGACACCAGCAUCCGAGCCAUGUACACGCUGGUGGCGCGGUGCGAGGAGCUGGACCUGGCUAUGCAGCCCGUGCCGGCCUUGGCCAGGCGCAUCCGUGACAUGAAGGGCACGCUGGAGCGGCUAGAGGGGCUCUGUAAAUAGCGCCCUGGGGCGGCCGUAACCCCUCCGCCCAUGGCCAAGUUCCUCAAACACCAUGUGCCUAAUCCAACGAGCCAUCUCCAGCAGGCGCUGCUCCCUCCCACACACCGCGCCUCGGCAUGCGGCAGCUCAGGAACUGAUCACAGGCCCAGGAUUGAUACUCGGGGAAAGUUUGCCUCCCCUCGAAAUCACUUUAUACUCCUCUACCUUGAUUUCCGAGGCGGGUGGCUUCUUCCACUGCUAUUUCUGUUGAAUGUUUUCUUCUGAAAUACCAAUGAAUAGUUCCACUAAACUUUAAAUAAAGAUCUUUGCUAUUUUUUCUCUUCCUGUGGUUUCCACUCUCAGUAAAGACAGAUAUUUUGAGUCCUGAUCUCCUGACAACUCUUUCCAUAGGUGCUACAGACAUGUUGCCUUCAUUUUAUUUUCAUGCCAUUUGAUACCAUCUUGUGCAUGGACACAGUUGCAGAAUGGGACUCAGAGUCUCUAAGACUUCUUGUGGUUGAAGGAAUCAUGGUAGUCGGGAUAUACUAAUUCUUUGUGUUUGCAGAACUGUUCAGAAGCAUAACAAAGUUUAAAAAUCAGUUAUGUAAAUAAUUUACCUUUUAAAAUAAACUAGGUGGCAUUCCUGUUUUAAAUUA
Messenger RNA from Dermochelys coriacea (leatherback sea turtle), 1193 nucleotides. RefSeq names its product BLOC-1-related complex subunit 6-like. Gene Ontology annotation, cellular component: BORC complex. The transcript has a single exon. Lineage: Eukaryota; Metazoa; Chordata; Testudines; Dermochelyidae. The record is from RefSeq and is a predicted model, not a curated record. The coding region runs from base 1 to 558 and encodes 185 amino acids. Gene Ontology annotation, biological process: lysosome localization.